Messenger RNA from Phragmites australis (common reed), 1158 nucleotides. RefSeq lists its product as uncharacterized. The transcript has a single exon. The record is from RefSeq and is a predicted model, not a curated record. The coding region runs from base 93 to 929 and encodes 278 amino acids. Lineage: Eukaryota; Viridiplantae; Streptophyta; Magnoliopsida; Poales; Poaceae.
ACACCCCACUCAUCCACACACACCAGAGACUACUCACUACCUGAGAGGUGAGAGCGAGCAUCGGCUUGGCCAGCGAGGUUGCAGUAGCAGCUAUGGCGACACAUCGCCUCUCUUCUUGCUGCCUUCUCCUCGCCAUGCUCCUAGGGGCAGUGGCUGCCAGCACCGCCUUCGACGAAGCAGCGGCCGCCGCCGGUGUCGGCCUUGGUCACGGCGCGCGUUUUGCACGCAAGCCUGGACGUGCGGCCGUCGAGAUGCCGCAACCAGAGCCCCAGCCUAUGCCAGAACCCAAACCCGAACCAAAACCAGAGCCCCAGCCCAUGCCAGAACCCAAACCCGAACCAAAACCAGAGCCCCAGCCCAUGCCAGAACCCAAACCCGAACCAAGACCAGAGCCGCAGCCUAUGCCAGAACCCAAACCCGAACCAAGACCAGAGCCGCAGCCCAUGCCAGAACCCAAACCCGAACCAAGACCAGAACCCCAGCCCAUGCCAGAACCCAAACCCGAACCAAAACCAGAGCCCCAACCCAUGCCAGAACCCAAACCUGAACCAAAGCCAAUGCCACGUCCAGAGCCAAAACCUGAGCCUUUGCCACACCCGGAACCAAAACCGGAGCCUCACCCUGAGCCCUUGCCUAAACCUGAGCCAAAGCCAGAGCCUUUACCUCGCCCUGAACCAAAACCUGAACCUCAACCUAGGCCUUUACCAAAACCUGAGCCAAAGCCCGAACCUAUGCCACAACCGGAGCCCAAACCAGAGCCGCAACCUGAGCCCAAGCCCAUGCCUCAACCUGAACCCAAACCGGAACCAAAGCCCGAACCAGAACCUAUACCGGAGCCUAAGCCGGAACCUAAGCCGGAACCUGAACCAAAACCCGAACCCAAACCAAAGCCAGAGCCGCCCCAUAUCCCACCGGCAGCUGACAACUGAUUAUGUUGUCCCUCUUUUGUAUUAAGCGACGUAUAUAUGAUGGUAGUAUUUGAAUAAACCCGGCUGGUUCGCUGGGUCCGCCAUAGUUGUAUGCAGCAUGUAGGUGCUAGCUGCCGCUUGGUGUACCUAUUAUUUCUUUCCUUGUUGGAUGCAUGCAUCCAUGCAUGUAUGUAUGUAUGCUGAUUACACUAGUGCAGUUUGAUUUAUUCUCUGUACAUACGUUUACGUA